Molecule: messenger RNA, 7158 nt
Organism: Penicillium longicatenatum
Lineage: Eukaryota; Fungi; Ascomycota; Eurotiomycetes; Eurotiales; Aspergillaceae
Product: type I polyketide synthase
Exons: 6
Coding region: 1-7158 (2385 amino acids)
Biological process (GO): secondary metabolite biosynthetic process; fatty acid biosynthetic process
Molecular function (GO): fatty acid synthase activity; oxidoreductase activity; 3-oxoacyl-[acyl-carrier-protein] synthase activity
Source: RefSeq, a predicted model, not a curated record
AUGGCACCACACAUGAACGACCAUGAGUUCAUAGGAGCAAGAUGUCCUGCAACCACUACAUUGACAUCUCCCGUCUCAGAGGAUGAUAUUGCUAUUGUAGGAAUGGCGUGCCGCCUUCCUGGAGGUGCCACCUCGCCAUCCAAAUUAUGGGACUUACUUGUCAACGAGCGUUCCGCCCAAGGAGAUAUUCCUAAUUCUCGGUUUAAUAUAGACGCUUUCUACCACCCAGAUGGGUCUAAGCGGCCAGGAGCUAUGCACAUGAAAGGCGGCUACUUUCUGCAGGGCGAAGAUAUUCGAAAUUUCGAGAAUGAAUUCUUUGGAAUCAACAAUAUGGAGGCCAAAUACAUGGAUCCUCAGCAGCGAAAGCUCCUAGAGGUGGUCUUUGAAUGCUUUGAGAGUGCCGGCCUACCUCUGGAAACAGUAUCUGGUGCCAACAUUGGAUGCUAUGUUGGAAAUUUCACCGUCGACUUCCAGCUCAUGCAACUGCGUGAUGCCGAAUACAUGCACCGUUAUACAGCAACAGGGAUGGGAACGACCAUUCUAGGGAACCGGAUAAGCCACACAUUCAAUCUCAAAGGCCCAAGCUUGGUCAUUGAUACCGCCUGCUCUUCAUCAUUAUAUUGUCUUCACAUGGCGUGUGCCGCUCUGGAAGCCGGUGAAUGUGAGGCGGCGAUUGUGGCUGGUGCUAAUCUAAUUCAAACCCCGGAGCAACAUUUAGCAACAAUGAAGGCUGGUGUUCUAUCCCCAACAUCAACUUGCCACACAUUCGCCGAUACCGCCGACGGUUAUGGUCGGGCAGAUGGGGUUGGGGCUCUGUACGUUAAAAAACUUGGGGCUGCCUUGCGAGACGGAGACCCCAUCAGGUCAAUCAUCCGAGCGAGUGCUAUAAAUGCAAACGGGAGGACAGCGGGUAUCACGCUUCCAAGCAGCAUCGGGCAAGAAGAGGUCAUCCGGAAGGCAUAUUCUAAAGCCAGAUUGUCUCCAAAUGACACGGCCUAUGUGGAAUGUCAUGGUACUGGAACCGCAGUAGGUGAUCCAAUUGAGGUGGAAGCCGUGUCCCGGGCUUUCAAGCGUUCUCCAGGGUCGGUGGCUACUUUGAUCGGGUCAGUGAAAACCAACCUCGGACACAGCGAAGCUGCUAGCGGUAUAUCCAGCAUUAUCAAGGGUACUCUAGCCCUCGAGAAUGGGUUCAUUCCCGCAACCAUUGGUGUUCAGCGUCUCAACCCCAAAAUCAAAUCGGACUUGUGGAAUGUGCAGGUGGUCACAAAAGGGCGUGCAUGGCCGGUCGAAGAAUACAGAAAUAUCCGCCGAAUGGGUGUGAAUUCAUUCGGAUACGGAGGCGCCAACGCCCAUGUUAUCCUUGAAGCUGCUUCAUCGCUGCCAAUACGGGUUUCAUCCCCAGUCGGAACGACCCGCUCUCUCCAAAAACGUACCACGUUCCUGUUUCCCUUGUCCGCAAGGACACCCACGUCUUUGCAAGCCCGGUGCCAAGACCUGGCAGACUACGAUAUUUCUGGCAAGUCACUAGUUAACCUCGCGUAUACUCUUGGAGAGCGCCGAUCUCAGCUCAAUACCCGUGGAUAUUUGGUCGCCAACCUGGAUAACAUUCAAGAAAAAUUAAGGAACGGAGACCUUAUAACACCAAAGGGAGACUCUAGCCAACCUCCCCUGCAAUAUGCAUUUGUGUUUACUGGGCAGGGUGCUCAAUGGCCACAGAUGGGUGCGGAGCUUCUCGAUGAGUUUCCUGUUUUCCGUGCUGCUCUGCUGGACCAAGAUGCAGUGCUGCAAUCUCUACCUAAUCCACCCUCGUGGACUUUACGCGACGCCAUUCUUGAGCCCGGGAUAACCAGCCUGAUCCAUGAUGUUACUCGGUCACAGCCGGUUUGUACUGCUAUACAAAUGGCCCUGGUUGAUCUGCUACGGUCAUGGACAAUUUCUCCAGUUAGCGUACUUGGUCAUUCAUCCGGCGAGAUCGCAGCGGCAUAUGCGGCGGGUCAUCUUUCACGCGCGCAAGCCAUUAUCGCUGCGUAUUAUCGAGGACUGACUGUCAAGUCUCUUCAAUCUUUGGGUGCUAUGGCAGCUGUUGGAUUAUCAAGAGAUUCAGCUGAUGUGGAGAUUAGGAAAGCUGGACUGCAGGAUCAAGUCCGCGUGGCCUGCAUCAAUUCUCCGGAAAGUGUCACACUUUCUGGCGAUGAAUCAGCUGUGAACCUUAUGAUUGCCGCGUUGGAAGCGCGAAAAAUCUUUGCAAGGAAGCUCAAAACGGAUGGCCGUGCAUACCACUCACACCAUAUGCUUGCCAUAGGCAAUGAGUACGAGAGCCUGGUAAGCUCUGCAUUUGAUGACCAUCGUAAGGGCUUCUUCAAAUAUGCUCAAGAGGCAUCAUUCUUUUCUUCAGUGACAGGAAAGCUCAAAAUUGAUUCGUUCACUCCAGCAUACUGGCGUGAGAACCUUGAGAAGCCGGUGCGCUUUGUGGACGCGGUCAGCCAAAUGGCAGGGUCUGGCGCUCAUCAAAUCAUCGAGCUGGGUCCUCACUCCGCGCUUGAACUGCCGAUCAAGCAGAUUCGCGAUCAUUUGAAGCUACUUCCUAAUCAGCUACCAUAUGCCAGUGCCCUCACGAGGGGGAAGAAUUCGACUGAAAGCGUGCUCUCGCUGGUAGGCCAUCUCUGGAUAAACAACCACCCCAUCCAAAUGUCACUAGUGAAUCACCCAGUCUAUGAAGGCAAAGCUCGUGGACCGCAUCCGCACGUACUUCAUGAUCUGCCGCCGUAUCGCUGGGAGUACGACGCUAUUCUUUGGAAUGAAUGCCGCCAGAGCUCUGAGUUCCGCUACCGCAAGUAUUCCCGACAUGAACUUCUCGGAUCCAAGCUGGCAGCAGGCAGCGAGGCAGAGUAUGUCUGGCGCAAUAUGCUUCAUGGUGAUGACGUCCCAUGGUUGUUGGAUCACUGCCUAGAGGAAACUGCCGUGUUUCCAGGAUCAGCAUACAUGGCCAUGGCUGCGGAGGCAGUAGGCCAAGCUCUUGAUCAGCCCCGCUUGGCUGCCCAUAGGAUUCAAUUCAAGAAUGUUCACUUCCUCUCCGCCAUGAAGAUUCCGACCUCACAGGAUCAGCCUGUGGAACUGUUCACUUCUUUACGUCGAACCCCUAAUACUAAGACAACGGAGUCAAAGAUCUGGUGGGACUUCAACAUUUCAACACACGAGAGUGCAGCCAGCACCAUCCGUGCCACAGGUUCCAUCAGUUUGUCAUAUGCCCGAGAGCCUAUGCUCCCAGUCUCUGACAUGAGCGUUUCAGAGCUUGAGCCCUCCGCAGUCCGUAUCUGGUACGAGCGAUUUUCGAAUGAGGGACUUAAGUACGGUCAGAAUUUCAGCGCUAUCACCCAUAUAUCUGUCCCUCGUGCUCGCACCCAGAGAGUAUGCACCGCCCAGGCUCCAUUUAUUCAGAGAUCUCCUGGAAGUGAAGACCUCGAGGCAGAGUAUGCCUUCCAUCCAAUUCUAGUGGACGUCAUGGUUCAGGCAGGAAUCAUUGCUACCGCUGCUGGGCGCACGCGAGAGAUGAAAGCAUUCGUACCUACCACUAUCAGGUCAGCAACAUUCCAUAAUCCAAGCGGGAUGGUUUCGGAGACAGAUUGUUACAUAAAUGCCACUGCCUCCGUACGUGGGCUUGGGGCUGCUAGCUUCCAGGCAGAUCUCGUCACUGCUCAAAAUCAGGUGAUUGCCCAGAUUGAAUUCGGUCGCCUACGCCAGUAUGAGCCAAACCGUGCAUCGGACAACGCUUUGAUUGCUCGCCAUCCCAUGCUUCGUGUUCUAUGGAAGCCCCAGAUAUACGGCACGGAGUUCAUGCAAGCGCAGGCCUUUACCCGCUACCUUGACAAUUUCGUAGAGGAAGCGCGGUCUCCCGUUAAGGACGAGGGACUGCUCAAGCUAGGUGCCACGAUAAAUUUGCUGUCACAUCGAAACCCGCGGCUGCGUAUUCUGGAGCUGGAAUCUAGCAACCGAGAUUUCACCAUCGCGGUGCUGGCCCUUCUGUACGCCGACAAUGACUACCGCCGCCUUGCCUCCUACAGUACGGGAUAUCUGGAUGACAAGGGCAGUCUGCGUGCAGUGGACUGGGACUUGACUUCGAACAAAAUGACAAAGGUACUUGAUCCUUCUCUUGCUCCUGUCAUCGAGAAGGAGUGGGACUUGAUUCUGCUCUCGGAUACCAUAUCAGCCAGCCAGUAUUUACGUGACGAGCUGGACCGUCUGACUGGGUUCCUGUCACCUGAUGGUGUUGUACUUGCCAAACCAAGACUUCACUGCUGUCUCAAUGGACAAGCCGGUCACUCCUUUGAUACACUGCGCUCAACGCUUCACGAGGACUUCGCAGAAAUAAUGCUAGUCCGCCCCGGUCAAAGCUUUUCACUACAGACGGCGAUCGGGGAGAAGUCUAUAAUCGUCAUUGAGAGGGAGCCGAGUGCAUUAGGUAGCGCCAUGGUUGCAAAGGUGAAUGGUAUUCACUUGAACUUUGACAAGAUCAAUGCUGGCUCCGCUCACCUUCUAGCUGGGGCCACGAUCAUCUCGCUGGUUGAAGCAAGUAAUUCUCUCCUUGCUAAAAUCAGCAGCGAGGAAAUGGACGUGCUGAAACUACUCACUGAUAAUGCUUCUACUAUUUUAUGGGUCACUAAUGGUGACAUGUUGAGCGGGGCGCGCCCAGACUUCGCCCUAGUUGCCGGCUUAUCCCGUGCACUGAUGUUAGAACAGCCUGCACUCCAAUUCCUCACUUACGAUAUCGACGAUCCCAACAAUGACCCGAGCCGUACUGCCCACAAUAUCUUUGGUGUUAUCUUAGGUCUUGACGAGGCGCUGGCUGACUAUGAAUACGUGGAAAAGAAUGGAGUGGUGCACAUCAGUCGCUUUACUCCAGACAACGAUCUCAAUAGCGCGUUUCGACAGAAGCAAGGGUCAGAGAAAGUUGAUUUGUCUUUGCAGCAAGCUCGACCAGUGCAAAUUGCACUCGAUCAACCAGGUCAGUUUGACGAUAUAUACUUCAAGCAAAUCGAGCUUCCAGGGACCCUGGCACCGAAGGAGGUUCAGAUUCAAGUCAAAGCAGUGGGCUUGAAUGCAAAGGAUCUGUACGCUCUAGCAGGGAAAGUCGAUACUCCCAAUGCCACUUGCACAUUGGAGUACAGCGGCAUUGUUGAGCGAGUUGGGGCUGAGGUCAAGGACCUACACGUUGGCGACCGUGUGGUGGUCAUGGCUCCCGGGCAUUUCAAGUCUUCGGAAAUUGUUCCCGAGUGGGCGUGCAAGAAAUUGAAGAGUGAUGAAGAUUUUGCAACCAUGUGCACUCUCCCACUUGUUUACUCCACUGCCAUCUACGCACUGACUAUGCGAGCUCGGCUACAGCCAGGAGAAUCAGUCCUCAUUCAUUCCGGUGCUGGAGGAGUCGGUAUUGCAGCUAUUCAGAUUGCCCAAAUGAUGGGUGCAGAGGUCUUCACUACCGUUUCAACUGACGAGAAGAAGAAUUUCUUGGUCAACACUUUUGGCCUUGACCCAAGCCACAUUUUCACCUCCCGCGAUGAUUCAUUCGCAUGCGGCGUGCUGAAUGCAACUUCGAGUAAGGGAGUGGACGUUGUCCUCAAUUCCUUGACCGGCGAUUUACUCCACGCGAGCUGGCGAUGCUGUGCAGCAUUUGGUCGCUUUAUCGAGAUUGGCAAGCGAGACAUACUUGACGAUGGGCGGUUAGAAAUGAACGGCUUCCUGAACAACUCAACAUUUUCCGCAUUCGAUCUUGCGGACCUCUACAAUCAUCCCAGCGAACAGUACCGCGAAAUAUGGUCCGGUCUUCUCAAUCAAGUCAUAGAGCUCUAUCGCUCGAAUCGAAUCCAGAAGAUUGAGCCAAUCCGCGUAUUCGACGUGUCGGAGAUCGGCAGCAGUCUGCGGUACUUCUCGUCUCGCGCUCGCAUCGGAAAGGUUGCCAUUAGCCUUGAGAAAGAUUCCACCGUCAUACCUGUGCAGGUCUCUAAGUAUUGUACAACGUUCUCACCCCAAAAGACCUACCUCAUGAUCGGGUGCCUGGGUGGGCUUGGCCGUAGUAUGGCAAAAUGGAUGAUGUCGCGAGGGGCUCGAAAAUUUGUUUUUCUGGGUCGAUCCGGUACGGACAAGCCCAGUGCGCGGCGUCUUGUGGAAGACCUUACCCUGAGUGGCGCAAAGUGCAAAGUCGUUCGCGGUGACAUCUGCAACAGAGCUGACGCUGAUGCUGCUGUUGCGGCUGUGGAUGGAUUAAUCGGGGGUGUCAUACAAGCCGCGAUGGGUCUAAAUGAAGCUAUUUUCACUGCCAUGUCGCACAAUCACUGGCACACCGGUAUUGAUCCCAAGGUUCAAGGAUCUUGGAAUUUGCACCAUGCUAUCAAGGGCAAGGAUUCAGAGCUAGAAUUCUUCUUGAUGACAAGUUCUGUAUCUGGUAGCGUUGGUACGGCCACAGAGUCAAAUUACUGUGCCGGCAACUACUUCCUAGACAUGUUUGCACGCUAUCGUCAGGCUCAAGGCCUCCCUGCGCAAGCAAUUGGCCUUGGUAUGAUAAGCGAAGUCGGCUAUCUCCAUGACAAUCCCGAAAUCGAGGCUUUACUUGUCCGGAAAGGUAUUCAGGCAAUCAAUGAAGACGAGCUUCUUCAGAUCGUGGACAUUGCGCUAUCUAAGGAUCAACUCACUAUUCCGCACCCAGUCGAUCAUCUCGCCAAAUCACAUGUGCUCACGGGUCUCGAGCCCUUUGGGCUCAUGGAUCUGCGCAGGAAAGGCUUUGAGGUUACAAACAUUACUUUCCGGGACCCUCGAGCCGCUAUACUGGCGCGCGUCAUGGAUGGUGACGAUGAUGAAUCACAAACUAUGCGGAAGGGUGAUUUGUUAGCAGAUGUGCUGGAAGAAGGUAUUCCCUUUGAAGAGGCCAUUCAGAAGAGUGUUGCCGGUCGGCUAGGUAAUUUGGUACUCUUGCCGCUAAAAAAGGUGCAAGUCAACAAGCCUUUGGUGCAAUUCGGCAUGGACAGCAUGAUUGCAUCUGAGUUCCGAGCAUGGAUCUUCCGGGUAUUCCAGGUGGAUAUUCCAUUCCUGGAGUUCUUGAGCAAAACUGUCACAGUGUCUUCGCUAUCGACCAGUAUCACCCAGGCUCUCAGUAGCCUUCAGUCAUAG